CCUUCCUUCCUUCCUUCCUUCCUUCCUUCCUUCUUUCCAUAUGACGGCAGCUUUUUCGUCGUUGACAGCCAUCUGCGAAGAUUUUAUCACUUCGACUACCAUCUAUCAUCUAUCAUCUAUCAUCUCUACCUUCCGAUUGAGUGACGCUGUAGAGCACCAUUGCCGCCGUCGAAUCUUCAGGGAGAACAACUAACAGCUGUUCACAAAGUUUUCAUCGAGGCAACUCAUCGUGUCAUCCUUMACUGCCACCUUGCUUGCUCAACAACAAAUAUGCUGCAUCCGCGCCUUUCCAUGCUUGUGCCACAACAAAAAGUGUUGCUGCGGACCACAACGCGGGCCCUUCCCGCAGUCGCUCCGUGGACAACAACAACACCAACGACAACGACAACAAUACCAACAGCAACGAGAUGCAAAUCCUCCGCGGUUCCAAAGAUCUCGUCGUCGCCAUCCGCGGCACUGCACAAGCAGAAGCACAAGGAUACCUUCUUUCGUUCCCAGCACUGUACCCAUUGCAAACCAGGACGACCGGGGCAUCGAUCCUUUGCCUCGACGGCCCGGGCUGCGUCGAGYGGAGGCAGCUCCGAACACAUCCGGUCGUACGACAAGCAAUACAUCAACGGAACCUGGAUCGAUUCCACAAACACGGAGACCACCAUCGACGUUUUUGAUUCCAACACCGGARCCGUCGCCGCCACCGUCCCGGACGGGACCGAGGAAGACACGCUCGCCGCGAUUGCCGCGGCGAAGGCCGCACUSCCCGGCUGGAGCAGGGGAACCUCCCUCCCCGAGAGGAUGGAAGCGAUCCAGUCUUUUCUGGGCCAUUUUCUCCAACGCCAGGACGAAAUCUGCGACCGCCUAGCUGUCGAGCUGGGCUGCCCGGCGGGACUUUCCAGGACCGUCCAGUUUGGCUCCUUUCCGUUUCACGGUUCGACGCUGAUGAAGCUGCUCGGAGACGACAACGAAAAAGCCUUCGAAUGGGAAUAUUCCGCCGGGAACUCCACCGUCGUKAGGGAACCGAUCGGUGUCGUCGGAGCGAUCACGCCCUGGAACUAUCCGCUCCACCAGAUCGCUCUCAAGGUGAUCCCGGCCCUCGUCGCGGGUUGCACCGUUGUGCUCAAGCCGAGCGAGGUGACCCCCCUCGUCGCCUAUUCCAUAGCGGAAGCCCUCGACGAAUCCGGCUCGUUUCCGGAGGGCGUCUUCAACAUGGUGGUGGGGGGAGGACCCGAGUGCGGCGAGGUCCUGGCCCGCCACCCGGACRUCAACCUGGUGAGCUUUACGGGUUCCACAAAGGCGGGGCAGAUCCUGGUAAGGGCGGCCGCGGAGAGCGGGACGAUGAAGCCCGUCCGAACCGAGCUCGGGGGCAAGUCGGCGGCUCUGCUGCUGGAGGACGCCGACCUGGAAAGCGUGGUUCCUUCCUUUGUGAAGCACGUCACGGUCAACACGGGCCAGUCCUGCAACGCACUGUCGCGGAUGCUGGUGCCGCGAGCGCACUACGAAGCCGUUCUCGGCAUCGCCGAGGCGACCAUGGAGUCGGAAAUCGUUGGGCCCGGAACCGAUCCGGAAACGACGGUCGGCCCCCUGGCAUCCAGGGCCCAGUACGAUCGAGUCGUCUCAUACAUCGAAACCGGCAUUUCGGAGGGGGCACGGCUCGUCACGGGAGGGGUCCCUAGCAACAACAAAUACGAAGGAGGCGGGUAUUUCGUGGCACCGACCCUCUUCGCCGACGUGACCAACGACAUGACGAUCGCCAGGGAAGAAAUUUUUGGCCCCGUCCUCUGCGUGAUUCCGUACGACGACGAAUCCGAGGCCGUCCGCCUCGCAAACGAGACGCCCUAYGGGUUGAACAACGCGGUGGCAUCGAGCGACGUSAAACGGGCCCUGGGGGUUGCCUCCCAGCUCGAGUCCGGAAUGGUGCGUGCCUAAGGAGUUCGUUUUGUUGGUGGCUUUGGCACGAAAUUUCUGCACCGAACAGGGAGGAAUAACGGCAUUGGCUAGAACAAUCCCUCUACCAACCCUUUUUCGGUCUGCUUCGAUCGUUGCCAUGUCGCAUGCGUUCUAAAUGAAUAUGGAAUAAUGGUUGUACGGUACACUGAAUCCUUUGCUUUUUGUUUCUUUUCUUGUAUUUUUCGAUUUYUCUUGAUUCCAUAUCAACCUGUAUUUAUCAUUAUUAUUGGCUGUCACWGGUCAUGGUCAAUUCCACAAAUGUAGAUGGCGAAGCGCCAUUUGGUGGGUACAAACUAAGUGGCAACGCAAGAGAAUGGGGACUGGCGGGUCUAGAGGAAUUUCUGRUUACRAAAACKUUGAACGUCCCGCUGAGAGAAUACAGAGCUGCCGUAUAC
Messenger RNA from Pseudo-nitzschia multistriata, 2339 nucleotides. The record is from the annotation of a GenBank genome assembly. NCBI's taxonomy places the organism in Eukaryota, Bacillariophyta, Bacillariophyceae, Bacillariales, Bacillariaceae.